AUGCAGUCGCCGCCAACUCAUAUAGAAAUUACCUUACCGGAACCAUUCUACUUGUCUCCAUUGGCACUUUCAUGUCUUUACACAGCUGUCAUUGGACUGGAUUACAUUGUAUUGCUCAAUGAGAAAAAGCUACCAUUGACAUCUACUCAACUCAGAUUAGUCAUCACGGCAAUCCAUAUUGCCCUUCCCUUGAUAUUUAUUACACACUCGGUUAAAUAUAAUCUCUUUUUUGCUGGCUUACCUUGGGCUGUUGCCUCCCUCACUGCCUGUCUUCCCCUGGAUGAAAUUACCCUGUCAGAUUGGGUUUUGGCUCAGUCCUCUGUUCUCCUGGAUCCAAGUGUUUCCGUGCCAUCCAAUCCCACCAUAAAAGAAAUCUAUAAUACAGCAACUAGUCAAACCCUUGCCACACGUAUUCAUGGUAUCGCAAAGAUAGGAAGAGGAAUGGCCAAACUAGUAAUAAUGAAAUACAUUCUCGAUCCAUUUUUGCCUGCGGACCCAUCUAGUGUGCUGCUCUUCCCUUGGUUUAGCAAGACUAGUUUGGUUCUCACCAUACUUUUUGGAAUGAAGGCAUAUCUGACAAUUGGAGCGGUAGAUAUUGGACUUGGAUUUAUGCAAUUUGUACUGGGUAUACCUCUUGUUGAUAUAUUCAACUCUCCUAUUCUUGCUCACAGUCCAAAAGAUUUUUGGGGACGCAGAUGGAACAUGAUUGUUCGAAAUCAUCUUCAUAGAGUUGUAUUUUUGAGCAAGAAAGGCAAGAAAAUUCAUGAAAAGAAGCAAGACGAUCCACCAGUAGGUGACAAUGGUCUUCCUAUACCAGCUCAGCCGCCUUCAGUAUUGGCUCGAAAUCUCAGAGGUCUGAUGGUAUUCUUUGUGAGUGGUGCAUUCCAUGAACUGCUUAUAAUGAGUGCUUGUCGCCGAAUGACACUCGAAAACCUGUUGUUCUUUUGUAUCCAAGGGGUUUUUACUUUGAUUGAAGUCACUAUACGUAAAGGGUCCCUUAAAAAAGAUCCAACCGGCUGGCGACGGGCCGGUUUUAUUCUUUUGCAUAUUGUCCUUAUGAGUAUUAUGGGUCGUCUCUUCCUUGGCCCCUUUCUUCGAUACGAAUGCCUGUAUAACUUAUUGCUGGAUAUCUAG
This is a messenger RNA of Phycomyces blakesleeanus NRRL 1555(-), 1134 nucleotides long. RefSeq lists its product as hypothetical. The coding region runs from base 1 to 1134 and encodes 377 amino acids. The transcript has 3 exons. Gene Ontology annotation, biological process: lipid metabolic process. NCBI's taxonomy places the organism in Eukaryota, Fungi, Mucoromycota, Mucoromycetes, Mucorales, Phycomycetaceae. The record is from RefSeq and is a predicted model, not a curated record.